This is a messenger RNA of Pneumocystis murina B123, 2097 nucleotides long. RefSeq lists its product as hypothetical. The transcript has 9 exons. Gene Ontology annotation, molecular function: protein binding; RNA polymerase II general transcription initiation factor activity. Gene Ontology annotation, biological process: transcription initiation at RNA polymerase II promoter. Lineage: Eukaryota; Fungi; Ascomycota; Pneumocystomycetes; Pneumocystales; Pneumocystaceae. Gene Ontology annotation, cellular component: transcription factor TFIID complex. Bases 82 to 2097 code for a protein of 671 amino acids. The record is from RefSeq and is a predicted model, not a curated record.
AAAAAACGAAUUUUGAAUUUAUCUGGAUUAUUCUGCUUUUAAAUUUAUAAAAAUACUAUAAAAAUAAUUAUUAUAUCCAAAAUGCCACCAGUUGUCCCAAAUAUCACUCAGCAAAACAUAGGAAGAACAAUAACAAUUGAAGAUAUGAAUCGUCUUGUAAUGAAUUGGCUUUCUCAGCAUGGAUACGCUAGAACAGAGGCUAUACUAAGACUGGAGUCAGCGAGAGGACCAGAGGCAUUAAAUUCAGCUAAGAAUUCACUAGACUGGCUUAAUGGUAAUGAAGACACAUACUUUCAAUCAUAUAUGCUAUUAAGAGAUUGGAUUGAUAGUUCAUUGGAACUAUAUAGGCCUGAACUAAGACGUGUUCUAUUUCCUAUAUUUAUUCAUUCAUAUCUCGAUUUAAUUUCCAAGAACCAGAUAAACUCGGCAAAACAAUUUUUUAACACAUAUUCAUCUGAACAUGAAGUUCUUCAUGGCCAUGACAUCCGUCAAAUAUCUUCUAUUACAUUACCUGAACAUAUUGAAGAAAAUGAACUUGUAAAACUUUAUCGUCAAAACAAAUAUAGAAUAACCAUGUGGAGAACUGCUUUUGAUUUAAUGCUACACUUUCUUUUUGAAAACGAAUCUAAUGGAGGUGCAAUUAUAAUGAGACUGUUAAAUCAACAUAUUGAAACAAAAAUUGUUACAGGAAGACCUGACCAAUUUAUAAAUAGUGUAGUUACCAAUGAUGAAGGAAUUUCAGGAUACGAUGUAUAUCAUUUAGAUAACUUUAAUAAACAACCGGUCAAAUUAGGCGAAAUGCCUUUAGAUACAGAUCUAAAAAACAAUAUAGAAAUAGAACUCGCAAGUCUUGACAAUGAAAUUGAAAAAACUAAUGAAAAAUGCAAUAAGUCUUUUCUUGAAGAAUUUAAAAACAAAAAAGAAAUUUCAGAAGACUCUCCUAUGAAAAAUUCUAUCCCCUUACCUACAUUUAAAGGCAUAGAUGUUGAAAAAGAAAUCGAAGUAAUUAAAGAUUUAAGAAAACGUCUUAUAUUAGGCCCACAAGCAUCAUUACCUAGUGUUUGCAUGUAUACUUUUCAUAAUACUCAUGAUAGUCUUAAUUGUGCAGAUAUUUCCGAGAAUGCAUCAUUAAUAGCAUGUGGGUUUUCUGAAAGCUAUAUCAGAGUUUGGAAUACAUCUAUAAAUAAAACAGUUAGCUCGGAUUCGACAACACCUAACGAUUCAGUAUUAUAUCAAAAAUCUCAUAGUCGACGUUUCAUUGGUCAUUCAGGUCCUGUUUAUGGCAUUGCAUUUAGCAAUGACAAUAGAUUUAUUUUGUCAUGUUCAGAAGAUCGUUCUUGCCGCCUUUGGUCUUUAGAUACAAAUACAUGUCUUGUAGCAUAUAAAGGACACAAUCAGCCAAUAUGGGAUAUUGCAAUAGGUCCAUUUGGACACUAUUUUGCUACCGCAUCUCAUGAUCAAACUGCACGUUUAUGGAGCUAUGAACAUAUGUAUCCUCUUAGGAUUUUUGCAGGACAUCUUAGUGAUGUAGAUUGUGUUUCAUUUCAUCCUAAUUCAGCAUAUAUUGCAACAGGCUCUAGCGAUAAAACCAGUAGAUUGUGGGACGUUCAAAAAGGAAGUGCAGUAAGGGUAUUUACAGGUCAUACUGGACCUAUAAAUUGUGUAACAAUAUCACCAGAUGGAAAAUUACUUGCAACCGCAGGAGAUGAUGGACUUAUAAACAUUUACGAUAUUGGUUUAGGCAAACAAUUGAAGAGUAUGAAAGGACAUACACGAAAAUCUAUUUAUUCUUUGUCAUUUUCAAAAGAAAGUUCAGUACUUGUUAGUGGAGGAUCAGAUUGCACAGUAAGAAUUUGGGAUGUAAAACGCGAUACGUCUAAUAACAAAAAUAUAUCAGAAAUAUCAGAGGGAUAUAAUGUAGAAACGGAAAAUAAUACAUUACCUAAAGCAUCUACGUUGACAACAAAAGAAAAGAAAGAAAACAUUAAAACGCCAGAUCACAUGACUGCCCUAUAUACAUGCAAAACACCUGUUUACAAGGUCCAAUUUACAAGAAGAAACUUAUGUCUAGCACUCUCAGUUAGUGGUGUAACAUAA